Messenger RNA from Daphnia magna, 1590 nucleotides. RefSeq lists its product as uncharacterized. The record is from RefSeq and is a predicted model, not a curated record. The coding region runs from base 687 to 1409 and encodes 240 amino acids. NCBI's taxonomy places the organism in Eukaryota, Metazoa, Arthropoda, Branchiopoda, Diplostraca, Daphniidae. The transcript is spliced from 9 exons.
AUUGUUUUAGGCGUCUAAUUGCUUGUCCAACAUCUAAAAAGUGAUUGAUACAUUAUCCUUACAAGCGAGAAUGAGGCACACAUCAGAAAGACUGAGAAACCAGAAUCUGAUUGGAUUUUAUACCCGUGCCAUGUUCGCAAAGGAUAUGAUUCCUAUGAGACAGCAAGGAGACACCUUGCUGAAGCAACUGUGAAUUCCGAAAUAAAUUCAACUGAUGUCGAAGUAAAUGCAAUGGGAAGAGGCCAUCGAAAGAAAAUUGGAAACAAGAGGUACUCACCUUAUGAGGAGAAGAGACCGUCAAUACAAAUAGAUGGAGAAGAUUCAGAAGAUAGCAGUGUUGGGUUUUAUGGUCCCACGCAAAGUUUACUUCCUACCAUUCCUAUUCCUCGACAUUUGAUGGCAAGUACAAGCAACCCAAUGGAAGAAGGGAUGAUGUCCACUAACAGCAGGCAGGAUCCUACCCUGAUUAGUGAAGGAAAUUUAGAUUCUUGGGACAUGACUGAAGAACAGAGUGCCAUCUCAAACAUCACUAUUCAGCCUAAAGAUUUGACGCAAUCAACGAGCAACUCAAUUCAAGAAAUUCGUAUUACGCAGGCGCUUAAAACCAUUCCAAUGUCAACAUUGAUUCUGUGGAUUGUUAUGUUGAACCUAAUGUGAUUCAAACCACUUCUAUCCCUCCACAUGUGAUGUCGAAAAGAACAAAGGACUCGAUGGAAGAAGGAGUGACGAACACAGACAGGCAGGCCCUUCGAACUAUUAGCAAUGAAGUUCACCAGGGUGACCGAAGCUUAAGAAAGCUGCCGGUUGUUCACUCACCCAUACACGGUCUAGGUACUGAAACAAUAUCUAUGCCUGGUCCGUACUAUACUGCAUUGGUUAGAGAACUAAGUAAAAUUGUGGAAAAUCAAACAGUGAUUCUAAACAAACUGGCCGCAAUACAAACAAAAAUGGACAACGAGGAAAAUACUCAACCAACCCGAUCAGAUCCUGACAAAAUAACUGUUAUCGACACGGUUGAUGAUUUGAUGAAGUUUGAAGUUUCUCUACAAGAACCUGAUAACUACUACGCUGUGGUGAAUCAUGUUCGUAUGCUGGGUGGCGGGUCCCUUUCCGAUUGCGUAAAAAGAGCUUGGGCCGCAUUCAUCUCAUUGAAAGUAAAGGCCUCUUGCAAUUGGGAGGGGAAACCUCGAAAGGGUAUCCAAAAGCAUGGUCUACAAAAAUCGUUGCUAACUGAAGCCAUUUUCAAAGGAAUUACUAUUUCGAAGCCUUUUAAAGGCGCAAACCAAUUUGAUUCGGAGUUUGAAACCAAAAAAAUUAUGAAAAGUGCUCCAGAAUUAUUCCAACGAGUCCAGCAGAGCCUUGGGAAAGACAACAGCAUACCACGGGAUAUCAGUGAAGACAGUGGAUAACUCCCUAUUAGUUCAUUGAACGGGUAUGGAGUCGGAGUCAUGUUCCUCACUCAAUUUCGUGAUUGUUUCGUCUUGUGUUUCUCAAUUUAGUCAGCACGUGUCCGUGCACAUGGACCAAAUUAACACUGAUUUAUGUUAAAUCUACUGUAUCGUUUUUGAAAUUUCUGCUGUGAAUACAUGA